Messenger RNA from Oryza brachyantha (malo sina), 2004 nucleotides. Its product is annotated as zinc finger MYM-type protein 1-like. Gene Ontology annotation, molecular function: protein dimerization activity. The coding region runs from base 1 to 2004 and encodes 667 amino acids. Lineage: Eukaryota; Viridiplantae; Streptophyta; Magnoliopsida; Poales; Poaceae. The record is from RefSeq and is a predicted model, not a curated record. The transcript is spliced from 3 exons.
AUGGUAAGAAGAAAGUAUUUAGAUAGAGGACCUUCCCAUCCUUGCAUUUCUAAAUAUCCAAUUACAGUCAUUGGUGGUAAAGACAGAAAGUUUAAUCCUAAAUGGGAUCCUACCAACAAGGCAGCGGGGUAUGAUGCAUUUGUUACAACUGGAUGGUCGAGUUGGAAUAAAAAGUUUGGAUUGAGGAAUCAUGUGGGUGAUAUCAAUAGUGCUCAUAACCAAGCAAAGAGAGAUUGCAAUGCCUUGUUGUCACAAGACCAACACAUUUAUGUUUCAUUGAAAAGACAGUGUGAUGCUGAUAAGAUUGCUUAUUAUACUCGAUUAAAUGGGUCAGUUGAUGUUGCGAGAGUGUUAUUGAAGCAAGGGUUGCCUUUUCGAGGUCAGGAUGAGUCUGAAUCAUCCCUGAAUAAAGGAAAUUUCAAGGAAUUCCAUGCUUAUACAGCCCAGCAAAAUCCAGCACUAGGGAAGGUAACAGCCCACAACGCUCCAGGAAACAAUCUGAUGGUGUCCUCAGAGAUUCAAAAGGAUAUAAUUCAUUGUUUUGCAGCUGAAAUAUUACGGUCUAUUCUUGAUGAAAUUGGACAUGAUGUAUUUUGCUUGCUAGUUGAUGAGUCAAGGGAUGUGUCUUGCAAAGAACAAAUGGCAGUGGUUCUACGGUUUGUAGAUAAACAAGGAUCUAUUCAAGAGAGGUUUGUUGGCCUUGUGCAUGUUAAAGAGACAACUUCAGCAUACCUUAAAUCCUCUAUUGAUGCUUUGUUUGUGAAAUAUAAUUUGAGCUUGAAGCAACUUAGAGGACAAGGAUAUGAUGGCGCAAGUAACAUGCGAGGAGAGUUUAAUGGCUUGCAAUCUUUGAUUAUGAGAGAAAAUGGCUCAGCAUAUUAUAUCCAUUGUUUUGCUCACAAGCUACAAUUAGUCAUUGUGGCUAUUGUGAAGAAGUACAAAGGGAUCGGUAAUUUUUUUGAUAUGAUUUCUGUCCUAUUAAAUGUGAUGGGUGCUCCUUCCAAGCGCAGGGACAUGAUUCGAGAUAUAAAUUAUGAACUUGUGCAAAAGGCCUUAGGUUGUGGUCUACUUGAAACAGGGACACGCCUAAACCAAGAGCUAAGUCUUCAAAGACCCGGUGAUACUCGAUGGAGCUCUCACUAUAAAACUCUUAAAAGCUUGGUUGAUUUAUUCCCAACUGCUAUGAAGGUGCUAGAAUAUGUAGAAGAAGGGGAUAGGGAAGACAAAAACAGAAGCCAAGCAUUUGGACUUCAAGUUUAUUUUCAGUCAUUUGAUUUUGUCUUCUAUUUGCAUCUUAUGUUGACAGUGUUAACUAUCACAAAUUCACUGUCCUUAAUUCUACAAAGGAAAGAUCAGGAUAUUGUGAAUGCUGUUGCUUGUAAAUGGGAGAAGACUGUGAAUCCAAAAAAGCCACGUCAGAGAACUGGGAUUACCAACCAACAUCAUUAUGAAGUGGAAUGUUUUAAUGAUAUCCUUGAUUGGCUACUACAAGAGCUUGACGGCCGCUUCAAUGAGAAAACAUCUAACUUGCUUGUCUACACAGCUGCUUUGAGUCCAAGAGACUCAUUCAAUGGAUUUAAUUUGGAGCAUCUAAUGAGCAUGGCUAAGCUUUAUCCAAAUGAUUUUGAUGAGGGGCAACUGAGGGAUCUUCGACAUCAUCUUCGCCUCUACAUUGAUGAUGUGCAAGCUGAUGAGAGAUUCUCUCACAUAGAAACUAUAUGUGAUCUGUCUCAGAAAAUGGUAGAAACAAGGAAACACAUAUGCUAUCCAUUGGUUUAUCAUCUAUUGAAACUAGCAUUAGUUUUACCUAUUGCAACUGCCACUGUAGAGAGAUGCUUUUCAGCUAUGAAGACUGUUAAAACAGGUUUGCGCAAUCGUAUGGGUAACAAGUACUUGAGCGAUAGUCUUAUUUGCUAUGUGGAGAAAGCUGAACUUAACAAAGUCACCAAUGAUGUUGUAAUUGGGCGCUUCCAAGAUUACAAAAGAAGGCGUAUUGAUGACUAA